This is a messenger RNA of Cercospora beticola, 1451 nucleotides long. Its product is annotated as splicing factor SR family protein. Gene Ontology annotation, biological process: mRNA splicing, via spliceosome. The record is from RefSeq and is a predicted model, not a curated record. Gene Ontology annotation, cellular component: nuclear speck. Gene Ontology annotation, molecular function: RNA binding. Lineage: Eukaryota; Fungi; Ascomycota; Dothideomycetes; Mycosphaerellales; Mycosphaerellaceae.
UGCCAACCUUUGACCACGUCUCGAUCACCUCAUCGCACCACCAUCGCCCUCACCGCGCCCUCAGACGAACCCACCACAACCCCUCCAUCAUGUCUUCUCGCGGCGGCGGCACCACCCUCUACGUGACUGGCUUCGGCCAUGGCACCCGCGCUCGCGACCUUGCCUACGAGUUCGAACGAUACGGUAGAUUGGUUCGUUGCGACAUUCCGGCACCUCGUACCGCAUCCAGCAGGCUUUUCGCGUUCGUUGAGUAUGAGAACCGCAGAGACGCUGAUGAUGCAUACUACGAGAUGCACAACAAGCGCAUCGGCCGCGAUGACCUGCUGAAGAUCGAGUGGGCACGUACACCACCAUCGGCCAGCUGGCGGUUCGACACCGGCAGCGAUCGUCCUCGCGACAGUCGUGAUCGCGACUCCGGACGCAGCGACCGGGGCGGUCGUGACAGGCGCGAGCGCUCUCCACGCCGCCGCUCCGGCUCUCCUCCACGAAGCCGUCGCUACGACGAUGAUCGCGAGGGCAGCGCACGCGAACGCGACUACGAGCGUGGUUCUCGCCGCGAUGACCGCGACGACCGCCGUCGCGACCGCACUCGCAGCCCAGAGGGAGAUCGGGACCGGGGCGAUCGUGAUAGGGACAUGAAGGACCGUGACGCGCGAGACGACGACCGCGACGCAGACCGUGACGCCGAUCGCCCAGCACGAGACGAGCGCGAGCGCGAGUACGAGGCCAACGGAACCAAUGGCGAGACCGCAAAGGAAGAGGCACGAGAGGAGGAAGCACCACCAGCUGCUCACGAUGACUUGGACACUGCCGAGUAGAGGUUUGACUGACGCAGUUCACCAGCUCUCGACGUAAAAAUGCGCGAUGUAUGAUCAUCAAACGGACCACGAUCGCAAGCAGCACUUCGAGACUGAGAACUAUCGACGCACCUCCUUCGAAGCGAACACACCAAUAAAGCGGGAACGAAAGAAAGAGUUGAGUUGGCGUUUGGUAAAGUGUAACAUCAGCAUGACUACGGGUUUUGAGACUGCCGCAAAGAUACAACGUCAUUCUCACAGGAUCGAGCUAGCAACGGCCGAAGUCUUCCACGAAGCGGAUCGAACGUAUUGACUUUCCACCCCGCCGUCGUCUCCCUCGAUGCGACCCCGUCCUUCGUCGUCUUUGCCUAUUCGAGCGACCGUAACCAGAGACAGCAACCCUCCAUCGCCCACGUCCACGUCCAUCCCCAUCGUUCGUCGGCCCCCACCGUCCCUCGCCAGCAACACGCUUCCGAUCGACCUGAGCUAGCCAUCUCAUGCUCGACUGCGACUGCGACGAAACGGCACUAACCAGCAGGGUUAUUUCAAUUCUUCCUGUAUGUCUAUUGUCCACUAACACCAACAUCCAGCAGCUUGUAGGGCCCCAAGGUGAGCUACUAUGAUACGCGGCCGUUAUCCUGCGGCGCCAUGCUA